Messenger RNA from Quercus robur (English oak), 1942 nucleotides. RefSeq names its product glycosyltransferase BC10-like. Gene Ontology annotation, cellular component: membrane. The record is from RefSeq and is a predicted model, not a curated record. The transcript is spliced from 11 exons. The coding region runs from base 276 to 1475 and encodes 399 amino acids. NCBI's taxonomy places the organism in Eukaryota, Viridiplantae, Streptophyta, Magnoliopsida, Fagales, Fagaceae. Gene Ontology annotation, molecular function: glycosyltransferase activity.
CUCUACAACUACAACUACACGACACCUGUUGCUCUCUCUCUCUCUCUCACUAUUUAAAUCACUUUCCGUUUUCAAUUUCCAUUUCCAAACUCUUCCAGUCCUUUCCACUUUUUCUCGACAAUUACAAGCUCCAAACUCCGAUUACACACGGAACACUAAAAAAUAGAGAUUAGAGAUAAAGCGAAAGAAGCCUCAAGUCUUAAGAAGAGUUAAGACUCUCUCAUCAACUCCAUGCACCACCGCUCCUUCAAUGAUUAGGAGGUGGAGGAGAAGCUAUGACGACGAAGAAGGGCGCAGCAGCAAUAGCGUUAGCGUGGUGGAGACACGUAGUAAUAAGGUGGUGGAGCUGUAAGUGUAAGUGUAAGUGUCAGUGGAAGCUGAAGCUGUUGCUUUUCCUCUCCGUGGCGCUCACCCUCUACGCUCUCUUCACCUUCCACUCCACACAUUCGCCUCCCGAUAUCUCCUUCUCCUCCUCCUCCUCCUCCUCUCUGUCUCCGUCUCGUCACCGACUACUUCGCCUUCAAUUCGACGGCGUCCCUAAGAUCGCCUUUCUUUUUCUCGCUCGCCGCAAUCUCCCUCUCGAUUUUCUCUGGGACUCUUUCUUCGAGAAUGCUGACGUGGCGAACUUCUCGAUCUAUGUUCACUCGGCCCCCGGGUUCGUCUUCAAUGAGUCCACAUCGAGGUCCGCUUUCUUUCGCGAUCGACAAUUGAAGAAUAGCAUUCAGGUGGGAUGGGGAGAAUCGAGUAUGAUCCAGGCAGAGAGGUUGCUAUUUGAUGCAGCGCUUGAGGAUCCAGCAAAUCAGAGAUUUAUUUUAUUAUCUGAUAGUUGUGUUCCUCUGUACAACUUUAGCUUUAUAUACAACUAUGUGAUGGCUUCUCCAAAGAGUUUUGUGGACAGCUUUCUUGAUAAGAAGGAGAAUCGCUACAACUCAAAGAUGUCACCUGUGAUACCAAAGGAGAAAUGGCGAAAAGGGUCCCAGUGGAUCACUUUAGUUCGAAGCCAUGCUGAAGUCAUUGUAGAUGAUGAGGUGAUUCUUUCAGCAUUUAAGAAAUUUUGCAAGCGACGUCCGCCUGUAGAUGCCAAAAAGGGGAAGCUGAAUAUUAAACUUCAGAAGCAGCAUAACUGUAUUCCAGAUGAGCAUUAUGUGCAGACAUUGUUAGCGAUGAGUGAUCUUGAAGGUGAACUUGAACGAAGAACAUUAACCUAUACUGUGUGGAACCAGUCUGCUACAAAAAUGGAGAAUAAAGGGUGGCAUCCUUUUACAUUCAAUUUUGCAAAUGCUGGCCCUAAACAAAUCAAGGAAAUUAAGGACAUCAACCAUGUAUAUUAUGAGACCGAGUUCCGAACAGAAUGGUGUCGGAGUAAUUCUGCCCUUGUUCCCUGUUUUUUGUUUUCUAGGAAAUUUUCUCAGGGAGCUGCCAUGCGCCUUUUGAGUGAUGGAGUGGUUGGUCACGCUGAUACCUCUGAAGUCUGAAGUCUGAACUGCUAGGCUCACCCCCAUAAUUUAUGGCUUAUCUUCUUACAGCCCUCUAACAAUCUAGUGAUGCGUUUAAAACUAUAAUUUGGGCGGCAAGUGGAAUGCCUGCUAAAGGUUUACAGAAUACAUUACACACAGGACCUAUAUUGAUACUAGAGACUAGAGAAAAAGAAUCGUACCUGCGGCUGUAAAGUUACUUCCAGAGACGAAGAGCUGUAGGAUCAUAAAGUUACUUCCAGAGACGAAGAGUUGUAGGAUCAAAUAGUUCAUAGGGGCUUCAAUGCAUCAUGCUGACGCCCACUGAGAGAUCAUUAUGAGUAGUUUUAACUUCAUUGCAUUAUUACCAUAGCAGUAUGACCCAUUACAUUUUUUAUAAGGUUACAAAUUUGUAGUUCAGAAAAUUGUUCAUAUUCUAAAUGUUUUAAUUUUUACGAGUUGGCUGAUGAAAACGCCCAAAACAGCAA